AUGCUGAUCGUGGACUGGUACCCUCGAGGCCCUAUUAGACCGCUUGGUCACCCACUACGUUGGGAGAGAGAAGGUCCGUCGUUGCGUCCUGUUUGCGCACGCUGUCGUCUGCUGCUGUCGCUUCGCCCGUACGGCUGUUCUCUCGUCCAGCGAAGCGGAACACGCAACCCAACCGCCCAGCUGACACCCAUCUUUCAGUGGCCACUGAGACUCGUUGAGGAUUACGUACCGAUGUCUUGCUGUCACGUCAUUCAUCGAUCCUCAAUGAAGAUCAAUCACCAGGGGACCCUCUUCCUCAUGAUGGUGGUCAUCGUAUGUGCUCUCUGUGGCUGCUGCAAUGCCUUCAACGUCGACCUCAAGAGUCGUCUGGUGCACCGCGGCGAGGGUCGUUCGAUGUUCGGCUACGACGUGGACAUGUACCAGGGAAGAAGCGGAGUUAUGUCGUAAGC
Soboliphyme baturini is the source of this 449-nucleotide messenger RNA. NCBI's taxonomy places the organism in Eukaryota, Metazoa, Nematoda, Enoplea, Dioctophymatida, Soboliphymatidae. The record is from the annotation of a GenBank genome assembly.